GAAGAUCGAUACACAAAUGGAAACAUGCUACACUUAGCAAACAUGUCUUGCUGAACAGAGACCACAUAGGCAGUUGACCCCAGGUGCCUGGACGAUGAGGUGGAAAGGGCGUGUCAUCUCAGAAACCAAUCACCAGGGCCCUCUAGCCGUACUUAUCCACGGGUCCAGGAGGUCAGUUCGUGUUUUUGGCUGUGUCUCUUGCCACCAGCACCCACCAAGAAGCACAAAAUGACAUCAUACACUGACAAAGGAGAAAAGCCAGAGAGGGGGCGAUUUGUAAAAUUUCAUCAUAUAACCUUCUGGGUUGGAAAUGCCAAGCAGGCAGCUGUAUUUUACUGUGACAAGAUGGGCUUUGAGCCCCUGGCCUACAAGGGCCUGGAGACAGGCUGUCGGGAGGUGGUGUGCCAUGUCCUCCGACAGGAUAAGAUAUUCUUCGCUUUCGAGUCAGCGCUGAACCCAGGAAAUGAAGAAAUUGGGGAGCACUUGAUGAAGCAUGGGGAUGCUGUCAAGGAUAUAGCAUUUCAGGUGGAGGACUGUGAUUUUUUAGUGCAGAAAGCUAAAGAACGAGGCGCGGUGAUCGUUAAAGAGCCUUGGGUGGAGCAAGAUGGAUUCGGCAAAGUGAAAUUUGCUGUUGUGAAAACUUACGGUGACACGACACAUACAUUUAUUGAGUACCUGGGACCCUACAAAGGUCUCUUUCUACCUGGAUACAAAGAACCCCUCUUCAAGGACCCUUCGCUAUCUAAACUGCCGCCAAGCUGUCUGAGAUUCAUUGAUCACAUUGUGGGAAACCAGCCAGACAACAAAAUGGAGCCAGUAUCAGACUGGUAUCAGAAGUGCCUGUUGUUCCACCGCUUCUGGUCGAUAGAUGACACCCAACUCCACACACAGUACAGCUCCCUGAGGUCCAUUGUGGUCACCAACUACGAGGAAACUAUCAAGAUGCCCAUUAAUGAGCCGGCCCAGGGGAAGAAGAAAUCCCAGAUCCAGGAGUAUGUGGACUACAAUGGUGGGGCCGGAGUGCAGCACAUCGCUCUCAACACCUCAGACAUCAUCAAAGCAGUUAUCAACCUGAAAAAUCGUGGGAUGGAGUUCCUGGCAGCUCCUGACUCUUACUACAGCUCCCUACGCGAGAAGCUCAAGACGGCAAAGAUCAAAGUGAAGGAAGACAUCAACAAACUGCAGGAACUGAAAAUCUUGGUGGAUUUUGAUGACAAGGGCUACCUUCUCCAGAUCUUCACCAAACCCGUACAAGACCGACCUACUCUCUUUCUGGAAGUUAUUCAGCGACACAAUCACUUUGGCUUUGGGGCAGGGAACUUCCAGUCUCUUUUUGAAGCCAUAGAGAAAGACCAGGACGCCAGAGGCAAUCUGACAGUGUUGACUCCAGACGCACAACCCAAGGCGUUUUACUAGCGCUCCCUGCUAACUCAGACCCGUCCAAAUUGGCAAUAAAUUCAAUGCAAAUGGUG
Conger conger (European conger) is the source of this 1472-nucleotide messenger RNA. It is a transcript of the gene hpda, whose product is annotated as 4-hydroxyphenylpyruvate dioxygenase a. Gene Ontology annotation, biological process: L-tyrosine catabolic process. The record is from RefSeq and is a predicted model, not a curated record. The transcript has 14 exons. Gene Ontology annotation, cellular component: endoplasmic reticulum membrane; Golgi membrane. The coding region runs from base 229 to 1416 and encodes 395 amino acids. Gene Ontology annotation, molecular function: 4-hydroxyphenylpyruvate dioxygenase activity; lactoylglutathione lyase activity; metal ion binding. NCBI's taxonomy places the organism in Eukaryota, Metazoa, Chordata, Actinopteri, Anguilliformes, Congridae.